Cyclocybe aegerita is the source of this 1152-nucleotide messenger RNA. Lineage: Eukaryota; Fungi; Basidiomycota; Agaricomycetes; Agaricales; Hemipholiotaceae. The record is from the annotation of a GenBank genome assembly.
AUGAGCAUUGAAAAUUUCAAGAGGGCUACCAGCAACAGCUACAGGUCCAAAUUGACGCAAUUGGAGUCCAUUGAUCCAUCGCAAGUCGCUCUUCCUGCAAGCGAAUCUCACCCACCAACACCACCUGGAACCCCAGUUCCCGAGUCUAGGGCUGCGGGAUCGACACAAAUACCUAUCAGACCCCAUUGCCAUGGAGCCUCCGACGGCUAUUCGAACAUUGCAGUCAUGACACCCCUUCUCGAAGCCGAACUCAAGGACAGCACUCAGAACGUUGAUCCCGGGUUCUUUCAGCGUGUGGUCAAGCAGAGAGUUUGGCGUACUGGAGUCACCGAUACCGCGAUCACAGAGUUCGUCCAAAACUCUGGACUCUACGACAAUGACACCAAGAGGUGGAACGACUUCAAUGAAACGACUAUCAAAAAAACACUUUAUGAGCCUUUCCAUCAAAUAUUCCAGGAGGUCAUCGCCACAUUCAAGCUGGAGGAGCGUGAGGCCAUCCCUACGUACAACAUCAAGAUCCAACAUAUCGAGGGUGAUACAGGCGACAGCUCACUUAAGACAUCUCCUGACCUCUUCAUCUAUGGGUCCGGGCGCAAUUUCCACUUGGAGAAUCUCAAGCUGGAGGAGGACAAGGAAAAGGCAAACUACAAGUGCUGCGCAUCGCCUUGUGAGGUCAAGACGGAGCAUAACUUGAAGGACAAAGUUGUGAUGCAGGUCGGGGUAUAUGCUCGCCAAUGUUUCAUGCAGCAGGGAAACCGUCGAUACAUUUACUCUCUGGUGAUGACGGAGAAGCGUACUUUCCUCCUACAGUUCGACUGCAAUGGGGUUUUGCGCAGCCAAUUCAUCAGCAUUCACGAGAACCCCAAAGACUUUGUUUACCUCAUCCUCCUCGUCUCUUCUCCCAAUUGCACCACUCUUGGAUUCGACACCAGCAUCUACUGGAAGGACGGCAAAUGCUAUAUUCGAACCUUCGAUGAGAAGGGCAAGCGUGUCUCAUAUGAGAUUGUAGAUGCAAAGCCUUUCUUUCAGCGGCGUGUACGAUUCGAGGACGUGGAACGCUUUGCUGGUUGGGUAGAGACCCCCGUGGCCAAUUGUGCAUCAUCAAGGAUUCCUGGCAGGCUCAAGGACGUGAGCCAGAGCAUGCUCUGCUGA